Rotaria socialis is the source of this 561-nucleotide messenger RNA. NCBI's taxonomy places the organism in Eukaryota, Metazoa, Rotifera, Eurotatoria, Philodinida, Philodinidae. The record is from the annotation of a GenBank genome assembly.
AUGAACUCAAUCGGCGAUCAUAUUUCACAAAAUCUACCUACAUUUUUUCUGGAACCAGGAACUAGUCUAGCUGAAGCUAUUGGUGAACAAAUAUUAUCAACUCAUUCAAACGAAACAAUACAAUCAACGUCAUUAAUAUUAAGUAGUAUUGAUUCGUAUAAUGAUAGGGAAAAGCAAAUACUGAAAGAAUCUGAAAAUUCAAAAUAUAAAACAGAAUUAUGUCAAAAUUUUUCAAAUUAUGGUCUUUGUUCGUAUUCAUCACGUUGUCGAUUCGCUCAUGGCCUUCAAGAGUUACGUUGUCGAACUCGACAUCCAAAAUAUAAAACAGAGCUUUGUCGAAAUUUUACUUCUGGUUAUUGUAACUAUGGUUCGCGUUGUCAAUUUUUACACAAUUCUGCCGACACUAAACAAGAAAAUGUUGAUUUAACAAUAUUUCCUGCAUUAGUAUAUCCAACAAUUGCUACAAUUGGAACCUAUUUACUAGUAAAUAUAUUAAAUCAAUCAACUGUAGCUGCUCGUAAAAAUUUUCAACUAAAAUCUGACUCUUCCAUUGUUACUUGA